Molecule: messenger RNA, 1421 nt
Organism: Macroventuria anomochaeta
Lineage: Eukaryota; Fungi; Ascomycota; Dothideomycetes; Pleosporales; Didymellaceae
Exons: 1
Coding region: 199-1299 (366 amino acids)
Source: RefSeq, a predicted model, not a curated record
UCGCGUCCCUGAGAUUCAUGUUGAUAGAAUUUGUCCGCUAAGCUGCCGAAGUGGCGUGUAGGUUGCAUAGCAUUGAAGUGCAGGGUGACGGACCGAAUUUGCACAAAGAUAGCCCACUGAAGCAAUGUGGGGAUUCUCCAGGGUCGCUCUUCACUCCAUCUGUCGCCUGUGCCUUUUUCGGUAUUCCUUUGUGCUACCAUGGCCGACCUCACGGUCUUGAAGGUGAUUGUGGUGGUCUUCCUCAGUGUCGCUAUUUACAACUUCCUCGAACUCAACGUCCAGAUCUUCACCACUUUCAAGCGACGGAAAGGGCUUUACUUCUGGAGCUUCACAAUCGCAACAUGGGGCAUCCUCUUCAACUCGAUCGGAUAUCUCCUCAAGCACCUUGAGGUGACGAAAGAAGGAAACGUCUACGCAACGAUCAUCUUGAUAGGAUGGUGCUCGAUGAUCUCCGGUCAAUCGGUCGUUCUGUAUUCUCGAUUGCACAUCGUGAUGCACAACACAAAACGGUUGCGGGCCGUAUUGAUCAUGAUCAUCACCAAUGCCAUCUGGCUCCACAUACCGAUCAUUAUCUUGGUCUACGGUUCCAACUCAAACAACCCUGGUCCUUUCGAGGGGCCCUACUCCGUCUACGAGAAGAUUCAAUUAACCGUAUUCGUAGUCCAAGAGCUGAUCAUCUCCGGUCUCUAUGUCUACGAGACUGUCAACCUCCUCAAACUUGAAAGGAUCAUUGGCAACAACGGGACCAGGAUUGUGCUCCAUCACCUCAUCUAUGUCAACAUCCUUGUUAUGCUGCUAGACUUCAGCAUUGUCGGCCUCGAGUUCGCAAAUCUUUAUGAGAUUCAAACCGCCUGGAAACCCCUUGUCUACAGCGUCAAGCUCAAACUCGAGUUCAGCAUCCUCAACCGCCUUGUCGAGUUGACAAGGAGCGCUCGGAGCGGCGACUCUCGAUCCUACAGCAACGCAGUGCAAUCUGAAGGUCUGGCGCUGGGCACCAUCAAGGCCAACAAUACAACUCAUCAGCGCUCGGUAGCGCGAGGUGCAGAUCAGACAAGCAAAUGGGAGGUGCAAGUUGGGAGCGGAAAGGGCAACACCAAUGCGCUCCCUGCAACAGUCGUCAAGACCACCGAGGUCAAGAUACAGAGUCACACCCGUCGAAGGAGCGAUACAAGUCUGGCAGAGAGCAAGACAGGAAUAUUGCCAGAAGCGGCGGUGCAUGCUGGCAACGAGGCAGAAAGAGCGAGUGCGUCAUCGGUAUCUUCGGAAAUCGGCUACGGCAAAUACGCCAAUCCAGCCUAGCUGUAAUGUAGUAACGCUGUUGUUUGUUUCCAUUCCAUUGUUUGAAGCUCGACACCCGAUGUAACCAUCUACGUCCACGCCUAAGGUUCUCUGCAUCAGCCUCUACCACCAGGCUUUCUUUU